AUGACGACAUCCCCACCACAGCCCCGUGCCCUGCCUGAUGGCGUCUACGUCCCCACACUCGCCUUCUUCAAGGCCGACGACGAGCUCGACCUAGAGGUCACUCAACGUCAUGCUAUUCACCUUGCGGAAUCCGGAGUCGCCGGCAUCGUUGUGCACGGAUCCAACGGAGAGGCCGUCCACCUCUCCCGAGAGGAGCGAAGCCUCAUCAUCCAGUCUACCCGCUCUGCCCUCGACGAGUCAGAUCACCACCUCAUGCCACUCAUUGCCGGCUGCGGCGCACAGUCUACCAGAGAGACAAUCCAGCUGUGCCGUGACGCUAGCAAUGCCGGUGCCAACUUUGUCAUCGUGCUUCCUCCUGGGUACUAUGGCGGACUCUUGAACACGGCUAAGAUUGUCCAACACUUUAACGACGUGGCUGAUGCUAGCCUUAUUCCAGUACUGGUUUACAACUACCCUGGCGCCGUGUCCGGCUUGGAUCUCUCUUCAGACACCAUCCUGGAGAUUGCCAAGCACCCCAACGUUGCGGGGGUAAAGCUUACUUGUGGCAACACGGGGAAGCUAGCAAGAAUCGUCGACAGUGCGCAGCCUGACUUCUUCGUGGCUGGCGGCAGCGCCGACUUCAUCUUGCAGGGUCUGGUCGUGGGUGGAAAUGGAACCAUCGCCGGGACGGCGAACCUGAUCCCCCGGGCCUGCGUUCGUAUAUGCGAGCUUUUCCAGGCCGGGAAGCUGAAGGAGGCCAGGAGACUGCAGGCAGUUGUCGCCAAGGCGGACUGGAUUGCCAUCCAGACUGGCUUCGUCGGAGUGAAGGCCGCACUGCAGCUAUUCCAAGGGUACGGUGGGGCACCAAGGAAGCCGUGCUGCAUCUCCGACGACAGCGAGGUUGAGAUGAUUCGGAAGGGGUUUGCCGAGGUCAUGGCGGUUGAGCAGAGCUUGACCUGA
Molecule: messenger RNA, 939 nt
Organism: Pseudomassariella vexata
Lineage: Eukaryota; Fungi; Ascomycota; Sordariomycetes; Amphisphaeriales; Pseudomassariaceae
Product: dihydrodipicolinate synthetase family protein
Exons: 1
Coding region: 1-939 (312 amino acids)
Molecular function (GO): 4-hydroxy-tetrahydrodipicolinate synthase activity
Source: RefSeq, a predicted model, not a curated record